Messenger RNA from Populus euphratica (Euphrates poplar), 1134 nucleotides. RefSeq names its product DNA-directed RNA polymerase V subunit 5A-like. The transcript has 4 exons. The coding region runs from base 255 to 983 and encodes 242 amino acids. The record is from RefSeq and is a predicted model, not a curated record. Lineage: Eukaryota; Viridiplantae; Streptophyta; Magnoliopsida; Malpighiales; Salicaceae. Gene Ontology annotation, biological process: transcription elongation by RNA polymerase I; tRNA transcription by RNA polymerase III; transcription by RNA polymerase II. Gene Ontology annotation, molecular function: DNA binding.
GGAAAGUAUUGUAUCCCUGUACUAUAUAGGCCCCGCGAGCCAUGGCACGCAUGUCACCAGAAAUUGGAGAGAUCAGUCUUCUGGGAGAAUGUUCUCACCAUAGAAAGCACAACUCAUAGUUCAUACAGUUCCCAUUUGAAGAAAGUAAACAAAUAAUCUGACAAGUAAAGGCACAGAUACAGACUUCCAUUUAGAGAGAGAUUAAAAAUAACAGACACAGUCACGUUCGUUUCAAGGGGAGGUUCUUGGGAGAAAUGGAGCAAAAUUUACUAACGGAGAGACCGAAUGAAGAAGGAGGAGCUCAUCAAGAAAAAGAAAAUGGGAGUUUUGGAAUGGAGUCUCUGGGGAGGUGCUUGAGCGGCUUUGUUGAUGAAGGUAGCACAGAGAGCCACAGAUACUAUCUUUCCAGAAGAACGGUGCUUGAGAUGUUAAAAGAUAGAGGCUAUUCUGUUCCAAGUUCAGAGAUUGACAUUUCUUUGCAAGAUUUUAGAGGCGUUUAUGGUCAAAACCCUGAUAUUGAACUCCUCAAAUUUUCUGCCACCCAUAAAUCAGAUCCUUCAAAAAGGAUGCUGGUGAUUUUCUGUGGCCUUGGUGUGGUUAAAGUUAGCAUGAUUCGUCUCAUUACGGUUCAGAUUACCGACAGAGACAGUUUGACUGGUCUGAUAUUAGUCUUGCAAAACAACAUAACUAACCAAGCUAUGAAAGCUCUGGAUCUUUUCAAAUUCAAGAUUGAAAUAUUCCAGAUAACUGACUUGCUUGUUAAUAUCACAAAGCAUAUAUUAAAGCCAAAGCAUCAGGUGCUAAGUGAGCAAGCAAAACAAAGGCUAUUGAAGAAGUACAGUAUAGAAGAAAAGCAGCUUCCUCGACUGUUAAAGAAUGAUGCAAUUUCACGAUACUAUGGCCUCGAGAGGGGACAGGUGGUGAAGGUCACCUAUGAUGGUGAUAUUACCGGGUCACAUGUAACUUAUCGUUGUGUCUGGUGAUGUAAUGUGUUGUUCACAAUGUCUUACCGUGGAUGUUGUAGAAUCUGUUGUAUGUUAUGCCUGCUUGUGCUAUGGAUACUUUUCAAUGACAUUUUAUCAUUGGUACUGUGUAGCAACCUUAUCUUCUCUAUGAUCUUCUUCGUUCUUUCUG